AUGUCGAAACCAACAGCUCUCGCCAUCUUAAUCAUUGCUUUAUCUUACGCCUUCCUCUUCUCUACUUCACCAAAACCUCACUACCACUCACUGUUCCUCUCUUCUUCCUUCUCCGACAACGCUUCCGUCGCUCUACACCUUCGCACCCUCACGCUCCGCCCUCACGUCGCCGGUUCAUUAGCCAACGCCGAAGCCGCCGACUACGUUCGCUCCGUCUUCACUUCCUCUAACCUCAUCAAAUCACACGUCGUCACUUACCAUGUCUCUCUAACUUACCCAAUCCAUCGCUCACUGAUACUAACACCAACAGAAUCAUCAAAAGCCAUCACUUUUAAGCUCGAACAAGAACAAAUCGGAGACAAUCCUUACGCAAACGAAGCGAUUCCUACUUUCCAUGGAUACGCUAAGUCUGGUAACGUUUCUGGUCCAGUGGUUUACGCAAACUACGGUCGAGUAGAAGAUUUCGCUAGAUUGAGAGAUGAAAUUGGUGUGAAUGUCACCGGAAGCGUCGUAAUCGCUAGGUAUGGGGAGAUUUUCAGAGGAGACAUAGUGAAGAACGCGUACCGGGAAGGAGCUGUAGGCGUCGUGAUCUACACCGAUAAGAGAGAUUACGGCGGAGAUGAGUGGUUUCCGGCGAGUAGAUCGAUGCCUCCGAGUGGUGUACAAGUGGGUACUGUUUACAAUGGUUUGGGUGAUCCGACGACUCCUGGGUGGGCAAGCGUUGAUGGGUGUGAGAGAUUAUCGGAGGAAGCGGUUGAAUUGAGCGGCGAUGCUACGCGAAUACCUUCGUUGCCUGUUUCGGCGGCUGAUGGUGAAGUGAUUUUGAAGACGUUCGUUGGAGAAGAUGGUGAUAAUCCGGUGGGACCGGGACCUGGGAUCUUGAACCUGAGCUACAUUGGGGAAACUGUUAUAGCUCAGAUUGAGAAUGUUAUUGGAGUGAUUGAAGGAGAAGAAGAGCCUGAUAGAUUUGUGAUUCUUGGAAACCAUCGUGACGCUUGGACUUUCGGAGCUGUUGAUCCGAACAGUGGGACUGCGGUACUUUUGGAGAUUGCAGAAAGACUUGGCAAGCUGCAGAGAAUAGGAUGGAAGCCUCGACGGACGAUUAUUCUGUGCAAUUGGGAUGCUGAGGAGUAUGCUCUGAUUGGGUCAACAGAAUGGGUAGAAGAUAACAGAGAGAUGCUAAGUUCGAGAGCAGUGGCCUACUUGAAUGUAGACUGUGCGGUAUCUGGCCCAGGAUUUUAUGCCUCUGCGACUCCACAACUCGAUGAACUUAUAAAACUAGCGGCUCAAGAGGUCCAGGAUCCAGAUAACGCAACGCAAACCAUCUACGAAUCAUGGAUAGGAUCAAGCAACUCGGGUGCGAUCGGAAGGUUAGGAGGAGGAGGAUCGGAUUACGCACCAUUUGUUCAACAUGUUGGCAUUCCAGCAGUUGAUGUGCGUUUUGGAAAAGACUAUCCAGUCUAUCACUCAAUGUAUGAUGACUUCACUUGGAUGGAAAAAUUUGGAGACCCGAUGUUUCAUCGACAUGUCGCAAUGGCUAGUGUUUUGGGUUUGGUCGCUCUUCGGUUAGCAGACGAGGAAUUCUUACCAUUCAACUAUAUCUCCUAUGCAUCAGAACUCAAGAAAAGCGCGGAAGAUUUGGAGAAGGAGAAGUUAGGACAUAGCAUAGAUGUCUCUCCGUUACUCAAAUCAAUCGAAAAUCUAUUUACGGCUGCACAAGAAAUAAAUAUAGAGAAAGAGGCAAUUAAAGGAGCUAUGAAAGUAAGAGAGCUUAACGACAGAUUAAUGAUGGCGGAACGAGCUUUAACAGACCGAGAUGGACUCUCUGGAAGACAAUGGUACAAGCAUUUGGUAUACGGACCAUCAAAAUACGAUGACUACGGAUCCAAAUCCUUCCCCGGAGUUGAUGAUGCGAUCGAUAAUGCAAGGAGGCUAAACACGAAAGCAUCUUGGGAACAUGUUCAACACCAAAUCUGGAGAGUCUCUAGAGCUAUAAAACAUGCAUCAUUUGUCUUAAAAGGUGAAUUAACAUGA
Messenger RNA from Arabis nemorensis, 2034 nucleotides. The record is from the annotation of a GenBank genome assembly. NCBI's taxonomy places the organism in Eukaryota, Viridiplantae, Streptophyta, Magnoliopsida, Brassicales, Brassicaceae.